Molecule: messenger RNA, 5473 nt
Organism: Dreissena polymorpha
Lineage: Eukaryota; Metazoa; Mollusca; Bivalvia; Myida; Dreissenidae
Exons: 10
Coding region: 127-1272 (381 amino acids)
Source: RefSeq, a predicted model, not a curated record
GUCAUCAUUAAAUCAUCUGGCUCGAUGUUUGCUGUACAUGCAUACAUGUGAGAGCAUGGAACGACAACUCUGCGGGAUGCAUCACGUACUGGACAUAGUCUAAAUAAAAAGCAGACACCACGAACAAUGAUAAGGAUGGAAUAUCCCUGGAGUUUAUUCCUGCUCGGAGCAUAUUUCUUCUGCGGUUUAGGACCAUCAGUUGCACAGUGUCCCAUAUACCAAGUACAACAUACCACAACCACAGGGAAUGUCUGUUGUAAGCCUGUUCUGUUCUGCGAUAAAGGUUCACAGAUCAAGUUCUGCACAUCGAAUGGAGGAAGUGAUACAUGCGAGGGAUGUCCUCAAGGAUGGAGUGGAACGUAUAUAACCUCGUCCCUGGACGAGAAACCUGAGCAGUGCUUCCGCUACGUCAAAGAACACGAUAAAUGUGCCCUAGAUGACAAUGUCAGGGUUGAUAACUCAAAGGCAAAGCAUGGCAUGCCGUGCAGAUGUGAUGAGUCACGCUGUUACCAUGGCUCCCCCUCGGAGGCGGGCUGUACCUACAAGGAAUGUGGAGACAACUUUGAGUUGAACCAUACCACAGGAGACUGCAAACCUUGUGGACCUUUGAGAAACAAGACAGAAGCAUGUGGAUCAUGUUUAGUAAAUGAAACAGCAUGGAGAUUAUCUGAGGAGCAGAGAACUAAUUCAACAGCUAGCCCAAUAACAGCAACUAAACCAACAACAACAACUAAACCAACAACAACAACUGGCUCAACAGUCGUAUAUAAAGAACCAUCACCAACCGGUAUGUCAUCUCCAUCCAACAAUACUAUGGCAACCACUAUUUCACCGUCACAGGAAAAUGGCUACAAUAAAGAUGCAACUUUAAUAAUUGUGGUAAUCAUCCUGGUGGUCUUGUUGCUGAUAAGUACUGGUGUGGCAGUCUGCUUGUUUAUCAAGCGUAGGCUGGAGCGUAAUGAUGAGGAGUCUUGUCUUGUCCGCUGGUAUAGAAAGUGUCCCUGUUCAUCAAGACCAGUUGAAGUUCAAACUAGAGGUUAUGAAGAAACACCUUUUGUAGAAGGACAGUCCAAUCGGGACCCCAGAAUAGCUACUAUUAUGCCAAUGCUGCAAAGCGGGCAGGGCUCUUCCAACGGUGAAGCUGUUCAUAAUGGACAUAAUGGAGCUGUCAGUUUGGCCUGUGUUCAACCACUGAUAAACAAGGGACAGCCUGCUGAUACUGAUGCUGCUGGUGAAAAUGAGGAGGAAACUCAAAUUAAAACUGAGGCUUGAGGGCGAACCAACUACAUGCAGUGACAGUAAACCUGGCCGCACGACUGAGAACAUGGAAGCUUAAUAUUAUUGAAUAAUUAUUGAUGAUUAAAAUUCAGCCUUUCAAAAUCAGUGUUCAUAUUCACAAGUGUUCUGAUUGGUCAAUAAACUGAAGUUGAUAUAUAAUUGAGAUUGAGAAAUAAGUGUUCAAAUUGGUCAAUAGUUCAGAUAAUUAUUGAGAUUAAGAAUGUCAGUUAUAAUUGGCAUGGCAUAAUAUUUCAGUUGUAAUUUAAACAGAUUCCUUAUAUGAUUUCCCUUUUUGAUGCUGUAUUUUUUAAAAUGCUGGUAAAAUGUGGACUAAGAGAUUGAAACACUGUAUUGUUUGUGUUACAAAAAUGUAUUAAUAAGCUCAGAUACAUGUAUUACAGAAAUUGUAAUACAAGCUGCUAUCUGUGAAAAAUAGGGCUUAAUGCAUGUGCCUAAAGUGUCAUCCCAGAUAACCGUGUACAGUCCACUAGAGGUAUUUUCCAUUUAAAGUAAGUAAUUAUGUUAGGAAAACUCUUGUUUGACGAGUGUUGUCCCUCAUUACUAGCCUGUGUGGACAGAGUGUCGUUCCUCAUUACUAGGCUGUGUGGACAGAGUGUCGUCCCUCAUUACAAGCCUGUGUGGACAGAGUGACGUCCCUCAUUACUAGGCUGUGUGGACAGAGUGUCGUUCCUCAUUACUAGGCUGUGUGGACAGAGUGUCGUUCCUCAUUACUAGGCUGUGUGGACAGAGUGUCGUUCCUCAUUACUAGGCUGUGUGGACAGAGUGUCGUUCCUCAUUACUAGGCUGUGUGGACAGAGUGUCGUCCCUCAUUACUAGGCUGUGUGGACAGAGUGUCGUCCCUCAUUACUAGGCUGUGUGGACAGAGUGUCGUCCCUCAUUACAAGCCUGUGUGGACCGCAUGAAACCAUGUUUUCCCAGAUUGAGGCUCAUAUGUUUGUUGGAGUUGUAGUUGUUAGCUCAAUAAACGCUCGGAUAAAUAUUUUUCCCUUUUAAACAGACUUUUAUCAUGGUCCUUGGGUCUUUUUAACAGCUGUUUUAUUAUUUUAAUAAUGUUACCAUGUUUGUGUAUAUAGUUUUAAUCCAUUUUAUAAACAGCUGAAGAAAAAUGUUUUACGUAAAAUAAUCAUUUUUUUACAAUCCAUUUAAGCUCGGCUGUUUUUGGAGAAAAACCCGAGGUAUUGUCAUAGCCAGCUCGUCCGUCGUCCGCGUCGCGCUGAAACCUUAACAUUGGCUCUAAAAUCAAAGUGCUUCCACCUACAACUUUGAAACUUCAUAUGUACCUGCACCUUGAUGAGUUGUACACGCCACACCCAUUUUUGGGUCACUAGGUCAAAGGUCAAGGUCACUGUGACCUCUUAUAUAAAACUUCUGAAAAGCUUUCAUUUUUUCAAAACUGCUCCCGCAGCCGAGCGUUGGCACCCGCUAUGUGGUGCUCUUGCUCAUGUAGACAGCUUAAAGGUAAUUUUAAAUUGACUAUGCCAUAUUUAAUUGAUUUGUAUUUACUGGAACUAUGUCAUAUUUAAUUGAUUUGUAUUUACUGCAGGUUCAUUCAUUUUUGUUGACAUGAAAUUUCAUGUAUUCAUAAAAUCUCACAUCUUUCUUUCAUCUUAAAUUGGUUUAUUUUUUAAUGUCUUAUAUAUGACUGCAAAUUUGAGCCUUCAAUAAACAAAUGAUAACAUUGUUAAGAGUACCUACAAAAAUCAACGAAAUUGAGUAUCAGAAGAAUUAAAAUGUGUUCACAUGAGAUGUUUAUCUCAUGUUUUCAUGUUAUGGACUUUAAUUGAUUUUGUGUUAUGGAUUAUAUUUUGUCUAUUUAAUUUCAUUUUUAGCUGAAAUGUUUGUUGAAUUAUUUAAACUCUGAUUUAUUUGAUCUUUUGUUCUAAUUAAAUUAAAAAACUUGAAAUUAUAAUGUCAAUAGUGAACUGAAAGUGAUUUUUCGUGAAGAUGAAAUGUUUCAUGACUUAAACUCAUCAUUGGUAACUUAUAUUCAGUGACGGCUAAAAUAAUUUUAAUUAUUUCAUUAUUUAAUGGACCAUAAAUCCUGAAACUGUAUAAGAAGGUUUAUUUGCCAUAUGUAUUGAUAUGAUUGUACUUUAACCCUUUGCAUGCUGGGAAAUUUGUCGUCUGCUAAAAUGUCGUCUGCUUAAUUUCUAAAAUUAGCAUUUUCUUCGAUUUUUUUCAAAGAAUAUUAUCAGAAUAGCAAACAGUUUGGAUCCUGAUGAGACGCCACGUUCUGUGGCGUCUCAUCUGGAUCCAAACUGUUUGCAAAGGCCUUCAAAAUUUGGUUCUCGCACUGAAAGGGUUUAUGAUACAUCAUGUUUUUUGCUUGAGCUGUAUAAAUAUCAUUGCAAGUCUUGUAGAAUCAUCACACUCUAUAAAAGCCACUACUUUUUUAAUAAUUGUAUAUUAUCAUUUAUCAUAUUCAUGUAAAAUGCUUGCUUGCAUACAAAAAGCGCUUUCAUGUAAUUGUUUUCUCCAGAUUCCAUAUCGCAAAGGGGCAUCAGUAUUAAUCAAUAUUUACUCAUGUAUAUAUCAAAUUAAUGUUUUUAACAAUCAAAGCCAUAUGUUAUGUUAAACAUUCAAAUAAAUAAUGAUGUUUUUAAUAUUUCCAUGUAAUGCACUUGUUUGAUAGUGGUUAUUUUCUUUCAAUGGUGUCUUACUCUGAUUUCCAGAUGAUCCAAUUAAUUAUUAAAUAAGCUAUAAAGAAAUCAAAGUCAGUCUUAUUUUGAUGAACGUAUUUGUAUCAAUUUUAUGCUACUAAGUGAUCUGGAAGGUAAAUCUACUUAAGUUGUUAUUGAAAUGGGAAGCCUUGAUCCUUGAUGUUUAAUGUACACUUCUUAUUACGAAGUUAAUUACUGGUACAAAGUUAACUGAACUUUGCUAAAGUUCUAAAAAUCAAAUCUAGAGUUAACCAUCCAUUCAAUUACAUUUUCCAAAGAACCAUUUAUAUAUUCAGUAUUUUAAGUCCUAUAUUUCAAAAGGAAUGAAAUUAUAUUUAUAAUUUUUACUUAAAUAAUGCCAAAAGGAGAUAUUUUUUUUCACCUGAGCUCAUGGUGAUCUGUUAUGAUUGUCUUUUGUCUGUUGUGUGUUGUCUGUCGUAUGUGUGUUGUCUGUCGUAUGUGUGUUGUCUGUGGUAUGUGUGUUGUCUGUCGUAUGUGGUCAACAUUUGCCUUGUUAACGCUUGAGAGCCACAGUUAUUGUCCUAUCUUCAUGAAACUUUUUCAGAAGAAUUUUCCAAAUGAAAAAUUAGAGGUAUUUAAAAUGGUACCUGUAGGUUAAAAAACAUGGUAGCCAGGGGGCGGGACACUUUCUUUACAUGGCUAUAGUUAAUCCUUGAUUACACUCCAAGUAACAUUUAUUGUCCAAACUGCAUGACACUUGGUCAGAACAUUUGUUCUAAUAAUAUUUUGGAUGAGUUCGAAAAUGGUUCCUGUCUAUUGAAAACUUUGCCGCAAGGAGGUGUGGCAUUUUUCCUAAUAUGGCUAUAGUAAAACCUUAUAAACUCGCUAGAAGAUACAUUUAUUGUCCACUCUUUAUGAAACUUUGUCAGUACAAUUUUUUCUCAUGAUAGCUUGUCUGUGUUAAAAAAUGGUUGUGGUUGGUCAAAAUAUAUGGCCGCCAGCGGCGGGGAAUUUUCCCUUAUAUGGCUCUAGUGAAAUCCUGUUAACACUCUUAGUCACAUUUUUAGUCCAAUCUUCAUGAAUCUUGGUCAGAACAUUUGUUCUAAAGAUACCUGAGCUGAGUUAAAAGAUGUUUUCAGUCCGUUGAAAAAAAUGGCAACAGUGGGCUGGGAAUUUUUCCUUAUAUGGAUAUAGUAAAACCUUGUUAACUCGCUAGUUGAUAUUUUGGCUAAGUUUUAAAAUGGUUUUGGAAACAUCUCAACAGUUGCUGAGAGCAGUUUAGUUCCUUAAAGUCUCAGUUGAGCGACAGUGGGCUUCUAGCCCUCUUGGUUAAGGUUAAGCAAUUGGUUACUCAUAGAAUCUAGACUGCUAACCGCAUUUCAAAAAUACUGGUAUUAUAUUUUCCUUUUUUUGAUUUGAAUGUUGCUCAAUUACAAAAUAAAUGUUAAUUAAAAUAUAUUGUUGAUGUAGUGAGAUUUUAACUAUGUAAUAUUUUAGGUUAGGAGAAGAUUUUGGAAUUUAUAAAGAAUACUGAAUAAAAUUUAAAAAAGCAA